AUGCUCUUGUCCAACAUCACUCAGUUUAGUCCCAUGUUCUACCUCAUCUGCUUUCCUGGAUUGUAAGCCAUUGAACACUGGAUUUUCAUCCCGUUUUUCCUUAUGUACUUGGUGGCCAUCCCAGGAAAUUCUUUCAUUCUGAUCAUUAUUAAGAUCAACCCUAAUCUGCACAUACCCAUGUACUAUUUGCUAUCCUUUCUGGCUGUCAUAGAUUGACUGUCAGUAUUCACCUUGCCUACUAGUGUGGGAAUCUUUUGGUUUAACUCCCAUGGUAUCUACUUUGAAGCCUGUCAAAUCCAGAUGUUCUGCAUCCACUCAUGUUUUGUCAUGGAGUCCUCAGUGCUCCUUGUCAUGUCCAUUGACUGCUUUGUGUCCAUCUGUCACCCCCUGAAGUACUCGGUCAUUAUCACUGGCCAGUGAGUGGUCAGAGCAGGCCUGGUUGUCAUCCUCAAGAGACCUGCAGCCCUUGCUCCUAUUAUCUUACUUUUGAAGGCUUUUCCCUAUUGUGGACCUUAAGCCCUCUCUCAUUCUUUCUGCUUACAUCAGGGGGCCAUAUGCUUGGCCUCUAUAGACAACACUUUCAACACUGGGCUGACACUGAUGGUGUUCACUGUGAUGCUGGACCUAGUACUCACUGCACUGUCCUGUGGAGUCAUCCUAAACUCAGGGACAAGACUCCCUAGAAGAGUGGCAUUGAGCCUUGCAAACAUGACCUCAUACCUCUGGCUGGUCUUCUUUGUGCCCGUGGUGUGGCUGUCCCUGGUGCACUGCAUUGGGAAGCAUGCCCCAUCUUCUGUCCACCUUUUUAUGGCCAACAUCUACCUCUUUGUGCCUCCCAUGCUUAACCCACUCGUAUACAGUAUUAAGGCCAAGGAGAUACACCAGGCCAAACAAUUCCUGGGUCUCAGAAAGGCCAGUGAAGCUAAAGAGGAUUUCUUUUUGGUAGCAUCUAUCAAAGGGGUUUCCCAUCAUUUCCCUAAUUCUGCUGUGUUUCGAGUGCUUUGGGCCCUCCCACCCCGCUUACCCGCACUGCCACUAGUUGAAAUUGCAGUGACCAGAAAGUGCUUCCUGAGAGUUGUUAUUCACAGUGCUGGGUCGUAA
Messenger RNA from Eptesicus fuscus (big brown bat), 1101 nucleotides. RefSeq names its product olfactory receptor 51M1. Lineage: Eukaryota; Metazoa; Chordata; Mammalia; Chiroptera; Vespertilionidae. Gene Ontology annotation, biological process: G protein-coupled receptor signaling pathway. Gene Ontology annotation, cellular component: membrane. The record is from RefSeq and is a predicted model, not a curated record. Gene Ontology annotation, molecular function: G protein-coupled receptor activity; olfactory receptor activity.